AAUAGAUAAACCUAUUACAAACUCCGUAUAACUCGGAGAUUAUUCUGUUUUUUAUUUUAUUUUUUCUCGUGGCAAUGGCGGGCGCCACUUUGCUUCACUCCCUGUCUCAUUAUCUUCUCCCUUCCCAGGCUCGCCCGCACUCUCUGAUCUCGCACUGCUGGUUUCCUUUCCACCGUUUCUCGUCACCCAACUGUUUCUUUCAUUCUUUAAGCCCUAAUAAACUUCCACCACUCGCCGUUGGAGCGCAGGCUAGGCGAGGCUUAUCUUCUAAAACCAGCAAUGACGACCUUGCAUCUCCUGCUGAUUUGUGUUUUGAGCCCCCCCUGAAAGUGGUAGAAUAUCCAGACCCUAUACUUCGAGCUAAAAAUAAAACAAUUAGCUCAUUUGAUGAUAAUCUGAAGAAGCUUGUAGAUGAAAUGUUCGAUGUAAUGUACAGAACUGACGGAAUUGGGCUGUCAGCACCCCAGGUUGGACUUAAUGUUCAGCUCAUGGUAUUUAAUCUAGUAGGUGAGCGUGGUGAAGGAGAGGAGAUUGUUCUUGUAAAUCCACGCAUCACCAGAUAUUCCAGAAAAGUGGUGCAGUACAAUGAAGGAUGCUUGUCUUUUCCCGGGAGUUAUGCUCUUGUAGAGAGACCAGAUGCUGUGAAGGUUGAUGCACAUGAUAUAAAUGGGGCAAGGUUUAAAGUUGGAUUUAUGAGGUUUUCUGCAAGGGUGUUCCAGCACGAAUAUGAUCAUUUACAGGGCAUUCUUUUCUUUGAUCGAAUGUCUGAUGAAGUCCUUGAUAGUGUACAGGGAGACUUAGAGGCUUUGGAGAAGAAAUAUGAGGACAGGACUGGGUUGCCUAGCCCAGAAAGGAUAAGCACUCGCAAAAGAAGGAAGGCUGCGGUUGGAUUUGGCAAAUUAUGAAGUAAACAUGCGAGCACAUUAUAUCAUGUCCACGUUACCAAAUCUGGAAAUAGUUAUAGAAUGCAUGUGGGUCCCAUGUUGACCUUUCCCCAGUUAGAUACAUCAUUUGGGUUUGGGAUUGCGGACUUGUGGUUCAGAUUUCUAUUAUUUAGAACUUUCUCUCCGUUUUUAAUGAGAAGUGUUGUUGGAUUAUUAACUAUUUGUUCAUUUAUCUUUCAUGUAAAUUCAUUUGCAGGUUAUCUUUUCCAUGGUUUAGCAUCAAGGUUUGAUUAAGAAAAACAUGUGGACAAACUCUUCUGAAAUAUGGGUUCAUCUGAAGGCACAGGUUAGGAGAUGAUGAUAUAUCCUCUAAAUGAUUUGCACUAGACCCUCUCAGGGAGAAUUCAUCAUUGUCAAAGAAGUAUGACCAGGUUCUUGCAAAACCUGCUGUAAUAACAUCUGAUGCCUUAGGACAGCCUAUAGCAUGAGAUAUAAAAAGUCUGAUUGGGUUGAUGUUAUAAAUCAUUUAUAACAAUUUGAUACAAAUGAUUUACGAUCAUUUAGAUGAUCUUCCUCAUAAUGUUAUAAAUGCGGUCUUAAACUUAAGCUCGAAGAACAGUUUGAUAAGCAUUUGAUGGGCUGAAACAACAAGGCCAGUUCUGAAAAUGUUGAAAAAGGCUUCUAGAAAAUUGUAUGCAAACUCAAUAGGAUGGGAUGUCGGAAAUACUAGCAUCUUAACGAGAUGUCCUGUCUUAGAAUGUACUGAAGUGCAGAUGGUCCCUGCGGAUGGAAACCAGGCUUUAUGCAUCAAAGGUGUGUUGUCCAUGCGAUUAGUCAAACUCCAUAUUUGGGAAAUCAGAUGUCAAGAACUGGACCUAGCCUUCCUCCUUAAGGUCCUAAUGUCCAAUAGAUCAUGUUUUGAGUGUUUUUUUUUUCAUGUUCUAUCAUGAUAUCAUCUAUGGGAUCGGAGUUAG
Messenger RNA from Cuscuta epithymum, 1858 nucleotides. The record is from the annotation of a GenBank genome assembly. Lineage: Eukaryota; Viridiplantae; Streptophyta; Magnoliopsida; Solanales; Convolvulaceae.